Messenger RNA from Stereum hirsutum FP-91666 SS1, 693 nucleotides. Its product is annotated as RNA-binding domain-containing protein. The record is from RefSeq and is a predicted model, not a curated record. Gene Ontology annotation, molecular function: RNA binding. Bases 1 to 693 code for a protein of 230 amino acids. The transcript is spliced from 3 exons. NCBI's taxonomy places the organism in Eukaryota, Fungi, Basidiomycota, Agaricomycetes, Russulales, Stereaceae.
AUGGCCAUCAGCAGGCAACUUCACACAGUGUCGGUGCUGGGUAACAUUCGUUCGUUUAGCUCCCCAUCCUUCGUACGCAAUGAUGUUGCCGGAGAAUUCGAUUCUAAUCUCUCUCCAUCCACCACCUCUUCCAAUAACACCACUAUCGUCGUCAAAAAGCUACCCCAAAGACUUCUCGAAUCCCCCGAGAUUCUCCGCACCGAGUUCGCCAACUUCGGUACCGUCUUUCACGUCGAAAUAUUCCGUCAUGGGCGUUCAGGUUCUCCCCGCGGCUUUGCCUUCAUCACCUUCGAGAGCCAUACCGCCAUGAACGCCGCGUUAACUGAGAUGAAUGGCAAGGAAAUGGACGGGAAGGUGAUCGAGGCGAGCAUCUUGAAGCAGCGGGACGAGUCCCAGUAUCCGAAUCCCCCGUCGCGCAAGCUCUUCGUCGAUAACUUGAUGGGUCUACACUCUAGAGUGGUGCUAGAGGCAUUUGAGAAGUAUGGGCCGGUGAAGGUGAAGCGGACGAAGGAGAGGUUUGCGCAUCUAGUCUUUGAUGAUGUGAGGACGGCGACGGAGGCGUUGGAGAUGCACAUGGGGAGGGUGGGGAGCAAUGUCGUCAAGGUUUCGUACGCUCAGAAGUUCAACUCUCAGCCGCCGAGGACGAAGAAAGUGGAUGGAUGGACAGGUUCAGAGGCGGAAGAUGGAGCGUGA